Protopterus annectens (West African lungfish) is the source of this 2412-nucleotide messenger RNA. RefSeq names its product extracellular calcium-sensing receptor-like. Gene Ontology annotation, molecular function: G protein-coupled receptor activity. The transcript is spliced from 5 exons. NCBI's taxonomy places the organism in Eukaryota, Metazoa, Chordata, Ceratodontiformes, Protopteridae. Gene Ontology annotation, cellular component: membrane. The record is from RefSeq and is a predicted model, not a curated record. The coding region runs from base 1 to 2412 and encodes 803 amino acids. Gene Ontology annotation, biological process: G protein-coupled receptor signaling pathway.
AUGUACUUGUCUUUAUUGAGGUUUACUUUUAAAGUAUAUGAAAGGCUUCUGGCUAUGAUAUUUGCAAUUGAAGAGAUUCAGUGGGACCAAAAACUUUUGCCAAAUAUUACACUUGGGUAUGUGAUUUACGAUUCUUGUACAACAGCAGCUGGAGUUCUUGAGGGUACAAUGAGGCUGCUUACAGGACAGAGAAAGGCAAUUCCAAAUUAUCACUGCAACACAUUUUCCUCAGCUGUAGCUGUUAUUGGAGAAACAUUUUCCUCGACGUCAAUUCCCAUGGCUAGGCUGCUGGGACUCUAUAAAUUUCCCCAGAUAAGUUAUGGAGCAACAGUUACAAUUUUAAGCGACAAAACUCAGUUUCCAUCAUUUCUUCGGACAUUUCCAAGUGGCCUCUACCAGUCCAUUGGUAUAGCUCACCUGGUCCUAUAUUUUGGUUGGGCAUGGGUUGGACUUCUGUCAGACAGCAGUGAUUAUGGCUUGCAAGGCAGCCUUACUGUAAAAGAUGAACUUGUCAAGGCUGGAGCUUGCAUUGCUUUUUCUGAAACAAUACCUGCAGUGUACUCUGAGAUGAAAAUUCUGUCCAUAAGUGAAACAAUUCGGAAAUCUUCUGCAAAUGUGAUAGUCAUCUAUUCCAUUGAUACUGAUGUCUAUCCUGUCAUGGAAAUGAUUGCAAGGAACAAUGUUACUGGAAAAGUCUGGGUCGCCAGUAACGACUGGGCACAGUCUUACCUAUUUGCUAAGAAUGAGUUUUUGAGAACUUUACAAGGAACUUUUGGCAUUGUAGUGAGAAGAGGGAACAUACCAGGGUUCAAUGAGUUCAUUUACAGACUUAAUCCUUACAUUAAUCCAGAUGAUGUAUUUCUGAAAAUAUUCUGGGAACUUGUUUUUGACUGUAAACUGCAGAUCGUGGAUAACAUUAAUAAAAACCUGACCAAAGAAUCAAAAAUCUGUAAGGGUGAUGAAAAACUAGAAGGCAUGAAAAUGGAUUUUUUUAAACUUGCUGAUUUAAGAACUACAUACAAUGUCUAUAAUGCCUUAUAUGCUGUUGCCCAUGCUUUACAUGACAUGAUUUCAUGCAGACAUGGAGAAGGACCAUUUAUGAACAACACAUGUGCAGUACUACAGAACUUUGAACCAUGGCAGCUUUUACACUACAUAAGAAACACACACUUUAUGAAUAAAAAUGGUGAAGAAGUAUUUUUUGAUGUGCAUGGGGAUCCUCCUGCACUGUUUGGUAUUGUAAACUGGCAAGUAACACCAGAAAAUACAUUUUGGUAUCCAGAGGUUGGUCGUUUUGAAUCCAGUGCAGACAACCAAAAACUAGCAGUGGAUGUACCUGCUAUAUUAUGGAACAAAGGACAUGGGAAGAUCCCUCAAUCAGUGUGCAGUGAAAGUUGUUCUGCAGGCUACAGGAAAGCACCUCAGACAGGCCAGCCAGUCUGCUGUUUCAGCUGUGUCAUGUGUUUUCAAGGAGAAAUUUCCAACCAAACUGAUUCUAUUGCGUGCAUGAAGUGCCCCAAGGAUGGUUGGCCUAAUGAAAGACAGGACAAGUGCAUCAAGAAAGUAAUUGAAUUCCUUUCCUAUGAAGAACCACUAGGCAUAACAUUAACCACUGUUUCCAUAUUCUUAGUAAUGGCUACUAGUGUCAUCCUAACAAUCUUUUUAAAGAGCCAUCACACACCUGUUGUCAAGGCCAACAAUCAAGAGCUUAGCUAUAUGCUUUUAUUAAGUCUUAUGUUGUGCUUCCUCUGUUCUUUAAUUUUCAUAGGCCAUCCCAGACAUGUGACAUGUAUGUUUCGACAAGUAGCAUUUGGUAUAAUCUUUACAUUGUCUAUCUCUUGUGUUUUAGCAAAAACCAUUGUGGUGGUAAUUGCCUUUAAUGCUAACAAGCCAAACAGUAACCUGAGGAAAUACUCAGGCCCCAGACUGCCAAAAAUAUUAGUUAUGCUCUGUACAAUGUUUCAGGUUAUAAUAUGCAUUUCUUGGCUAAUUGUCUCACCUCCAUUUCAGGAUGAAAAUACAACUUCUAUAACAGGAAGGAUAAUUAUAGAAUGUAAUGAAGGCUUACCUGUGGCAUUUUGGUGCAUGCUGUUUUAUAUGGGCCUCUUAGCCACUGUGAGCCUCAUAGUUGCCUUUUUGUCCAGAAAUCUCCCAGACAGCUUUAAUGAGGCUAAAUUUAUCACAUUCAGUAUGCUAGUCUUUAUUAGUGUGUGGAUGUCAUUUAUCCCAGCCUAUUUGAGCACACAAGGGAAGCAUAUGGUAGUUGUGGAAAUAUUUGCCAUUGUAUCUUCAGGGGCUGGACUACUGCUUUGUAUAUUUCUCCCUAAGUGCUAUAUUAUUCUGCUUAGACCACAUAUGAACACCAAAGAAUAUUUAAUGGGGAAGGGGGUGUUUAAGAAUGAAAAAUAUUAA